Molecule: messenger RNA, 1161 nt
Organism: Diaporthe amygdali
Lineage: Eukaryota; Fungi; Ascomycota; Sordariomycetes; Diaporthales; Diaporthaceae
Exons: 1
Coding region: 1-1161 (386 amino acids)
Source: RefSeq, a predicted model, not a curated record
AUGGCCCUUUCAGACCUUGGGAUCAGCACUGGAGGACUCUCUCCUGGCCCGGCCGUCACGAUAGUCGAAUGCUUCCUGACAGUGGCAUUCUACAAUGUUAUCGAGCUGAACGUCAUCAUCUACAGUUCCUUUCGACGGCGGACGGGCCUCUACUUCUGGAGCUUCGUGGUAGCGACGUGGGGGAUUGCCAUUUACUCGGUUGGUUUCCUAACCAAAGACCUCAGCGUCAUUCGAAAUGGGUUCGUGUACGGCACAUUCAUCGUCGUCGGCUGGACGUGCAUGGUGACAGGGCAGUCCAUGGUGCUUUUCAGCAGGAUGCAUCUGCUGGUGCGGGAUAAGAGGAUACUACGAACCACGUUGGCCUUCAUCGUCGUCGACGCCAUCAUCGGGCACGUCCCUACCUCGAUUGUGCUCUAUGGAUCAAACUCGCCGCAUCCGGAUCGAUGGCUAGAGCCUUACGCUAUCAUGGAGCGAAUCCAUGUCACUAUCUUCUUCCUGCAAGAGCUCGCCAUUUCUUCGAUAUAUAUCGUCGCCACUAUGAAACUUCUCAGAGACAAAUCAGGGCCAUCUUCCAUGAAGAACUCCCGCUCCGCAAGACGUUUCCUCACACACCUUAUCAAGAUCAACAUUAUGGUCGUUGUCUUGGACAUCACGAUAUUGGCUUUGGAAUACGCGGGACUAUACGUUAUACAAACGGCGUACAAGGGCAUGGUCUACAGCGUCAAGCUGAAGUUGGAGUUCAGCAUACUCAAUGCGCUUGUGGAGAUGACCCGGGCGCACAGGAAUGCACGCCAUGGCGUUCCAGCUGGAGGAGGAAUCAUCGAGUGCGGCAAUGGCAGCAAUGCCAACACACUGGGAAAAGGCAGCGGAGGGAUUAGUGCCUACGCACAGCUGACCCAAACUGUCGAUCACGACGGGAGGAUCAGGUACACGGAUGAUCAGAACAAGAUGGGCUGCAGUCCCUACGUGACGGGAAACGGGAUUGACAAGCCUGGUGCGGUCCACCAGCGGGGAAGCCGUGAAGGCGCUGAGACCAGUGGCGAGUUUGGUGACAGCAUGCCCGUGACGAGUCAGUUCGUGAUACAACGGCACCGGCGAGAGGAGUGGGAGGACAAAAGCGACUUGGAGGAGCUUGUCCUUGGUAAUGAUAUCCUGCGGUAA